AGGUACAAAAGGUACAUUACAAAAUGCCCGCCAGCAACCUCCAAAGGUAGUUGAAAACACACACACUCUCUCUCUCUGCGGCCGGCAACUUUGUCUUCAUCCUCUCCCAUCUCCACUCACACACACUACACACACUAAAAGAUGCCUAAUUCCCCCUCUUCUCUACCACCUCCUCUAUAUAUACGCAAACCCCCUUUAGCUCACUCUACCGUUUCUGUUUCCUCACACAAUCCAUGGCGGCUUUCCCAUAUUUAUGCUUUGCUUUGAUUUUUCUAUUCAUUUCUAUCAACGGCGUGCCAGUGGCAGAAUCCUCCACUCUCGGGGUGGGCUACAUUUCACGGCUGCUGGAGAUUCAGGACCGCGAGAGAUCGCCGCCGCCUGUCCAAGUCGCCGCCGCCCACGCCGCCCUCAACCGCCUCAUUCCCUCCCAUUCUUCCAGUUUUCAGCUCCGCAUCAUCUCUAAGGAUAACUGUGGUGGAGAAUAUUGCUUUAGGUUGAGCAAUAAUCCCGCUAUCAAUCAUGGUGGUUCUCCUGAAAUUUUAAUAAGUGGAACUACUGGAGUGGAGAUUUUGUCCGGUCUACAUUGGUACCUGAAGUAUUACUGUGGAGCACAUAUAUCAUGGAACAAAACCGGCGGUGCACAGCUUUCUUCAGUACCAAAACCCGGAUCCUUACCCCAUAUUCAAGAUUCUGAGAUAACAAUAAAGAGACCUACUCCGUGGAGUUACUAUCAGAAUGCUGUUUCAUCUAGCUAUUCGUUUGCGUGGUGGGACUGGGAAAGAUGGGAGAAGGAAAUUGAUUGGAUGGCGCUCCAAGGUAUCAAUUUGCCUUUGGCAUUUACCGGUCAAGAAGCCAUCUGGCAGAAAGUCUUCCAGAAUUUUAAUAUAAGUGCUCAAGAUUUGGAUGAUUUCUUUGGAGGUCCAGCAUUUCUAGCAUGGUCACGUAUGGGAAAUCUACACGGGUGGGGUGGUCCACUGCCACAAACUUGGUUGGAUCAGCAAUUGCUGAUGCAGAAAAGAAUUCUUGCCAGAAUGUACGAGUUCGGAAUGAAUCCAGUCCUUCCAGCCUUCUCUGGGAACGUUCCAGCAGCUCUUACAAGAGUAUAUCCAUCUGCAGAAAUAACUCGUCUUGGGAAUUGGUUUACUGUUAGGAGUGACCCUAGAUGGUGCUGUACCUAUCUCCUGGAUGCAACAGAUCCCUUAUUCAUCGAAAUAGGGAGGGCUUUUAUCACACAACAGUUGGCAGAAUAUGGAAGGACCAGCCACAUAUAUAACUGUGACACCUUUGAUGAGAAUACGCCUCCGGUAGAUGACCCAGAAUACAUCUCUUCAUUAGCUGCUGCAAUUUUUAAAGGCAUGGAAAGUGGCGAUGAUGAUGCUGUUUGGCUGAUGCAGGGAUGGCUUUUUACUGAUGAUCCAUUUUGGAAGCCUCCACAGAUGAAGGCACUCUUGCAUUCUGUUCCUCUCGGAAGGUUGGUUGUUCUUGAUCUAUUCGCCGAAGUUAAACCAGUUUGGGCUACUUCAGAACAGUUCUAUGGCGUACCUUACAUCUGGUGUAUGCUGCACAACUUUGCUGGGAAUAUUGAAAUGUAUGGUUAUGUUGACUCAGUGGGAUCCGGACCUAUAGAUGCUCGUCUAAGUGAAAAUUCAACCAUGGUUGGUGUCGGGAUGUCAAUGGAAGGCAUAGAACAGAAUCCCGUUGUCUAUGAUCUCAUGUCUGAAAUGGCAUUUCGAUGGGACAGAGUUGACGUGAAGGCAUGGAUUGACGCGUAUGUCCAAAGACGGUAUGGGAAGCUGGUUCCAUCGAUUCGAGAUUCCUGGAACAUCUUGCAUCAAACACUAUAUAACUGCACAGAUGGCUUAAUGGACAAGAACAGAGAUGUGAUAGUGUCAUUUCCAGAUGUUGAUCCUAAUUCAGUCUCUACUUCUUCAUCCCUACUUUCAUUACCUGGAGCGCGUCGCCAUCAUCAUCGCCUAGCCCUCGGGCGAGCUGCCUAUCCACAGAAUAGCUACGACUAUACUCACCCUCACCUCUGGUACUCGACUUCAGAAGUAAUCCGUGCGCUGCAACUCUUGAUCGCGGGUGGGGAUCAGCUCUCGGAAAGUAGCACUUACCGGUACGACGUCGUGGAUCUAACGAGACAAGCUCUGGCCAAAUAUGCGAAUCACCUAUUCGUAGAGGUCGUGGAAGCCUAUCAGGCAGGAGAUCUGCGCGGCGUGAGGCUCCUCAGCCAGAAAUUCCUCGGCCUCGUGGACGAUAUGGACACUCUCUUGGCCUCUCAUGACGGAUUCCUACUCGGGCCGUGGCUGGAGAGCGCGAAGCAGCUCGCCCAAGACGACCAACAGAAGAUACAGUUCGAAUGGAACGCGAGAACUCAGAUCACCAUGUGGUUCGACAACACAGACGACGAAGCCAGCCUUCUCCGCGACUACGGAAACAAGUACUGGAGCGGGCUGCUGCGCAGCUACUACGGCCCCCGAGCAGCUAUCUACUUCAAAUUCCUGACACGGAGCUUGGAGAGAGGCGACGGUUUCGAGCUGAGACAGUGGAGGAAGGAGUGGGUCACCCUAACAAACGAGUGGCAGAGCGGCCGCAGCGUCUUCCCCACCAGAAGCAGCGGCAACCCCCUCAACAUAUCGCGGUGGCUCCACGACAAGUACUUGAGCGAUCCCGGCGCCGGCCGACCCGGUGGAAGCUACGGAACGGCGGAGAAGUGAAGGUGGGGAACGGGGUUGAAAAAAUUAGAUUUUUGUUGUUGUCCCACAUCGAAAGUGUAGUAGAUUUUGGUUUGAGUGAGAGGUGUAUAAGUAUAGGGUGAGGGUGAUGGAAAAACUUGCCUUAAACUAAUGAGUAAGGAAAACAAAGCGGAAGGUGAGAACCGGCCGCCGCAUCUCCAGUAAUGGUGCAUGAAUUUAUGGAGGGGUAAUAGGCUGGCCGAGUGUAGACGCUGCCUCUUCUGCAGAACUCACUCUGGCGGGCCUCCCACUACCCACCCCCAAUUACAGUCCAAUAUCUUUAAUAAAUAUUAAUCAAAUAAUUGAAUUGUUUUAGUAUA
Messenger RNA from Salvia miltiorrhiza (redroot sage), 3055 nucleotides. RefSeq names its product alpha-N-acetylglucosaminidase-like. The record is from RefSeq and is a predicted model, not a curated record. The transcript is spliced from 19 exons. Lineage: Eukaryota; Viridiplantae; Streptophyta; Magnoliopsida; Lamiales; Lamiaceae. The coding region runs from base 234 to 2717 and encodes 827 amino acids.